CGCGGAUUCUUCGCAACUUCUUCUCGAAGUCUCAUCAUCUUCAGCGCCAUGCUGGUGGCUUCCGUUUCCGGAAUGCCAGGAGUGGAGCAGAUUGUGGCACGCCAACCAACACGGCGGUGUGCGCCCAACUUUCCAGAGGUGGAUCGCUAUUCUUCGAUGGCCAUUGGUACCAUCACGUACUUGGGCGUGAUGAACCAGGCCUGGAACAUGGCCUCAAUUUCCGCGAAGGCCUGUCGCCAGCGGGAACGCGAGCGGGUAUCCCGCUCCGCGCGGGUGGCGCGUGGAGCCAGCUUGCGCUACUUCCGUUUCCACUCGGAGUUGCCACACCCCGUGCCUGCGGAGCGCCCGGCGCAGAAGCCGGGCUCCGGGUGGCCGGAGCAGUGCCCUCCCAUGUCGGCAGCGAUUUGCUGAGGAUGUCAUCAACCCUUUCGAGAUUCGCUUCGAUCCGGGUGAGGAGUCCUGGAAGCUCCACGAUGCCGUGGAGGUGGGUGGCGGUGAUUUGGAAGAACGGGGUGAAGUGGGCGCCUUCGACCAGGACGGGGACAAUUGCUGGCAGUGGGAUCCCAAUCAGGUGCUACCACAUCGUAUCUCUCCACAGGUCUUUCCAGAGAUUCGGAAUCAAGCGAAAGUGUCGACGUAUUUGUACCUUCAGACACCUCCUGGGUUGGCUUCUCAGGGGCGACAUCCCCAAUGCACAUCGUCGAUUUCGCAUCCUCAGCGCCAUGUUAGACACUGACUGGUACUUCCCAGCACACCCUUGGCAUGCAGUGGUGGAACUGCCAAAGUUCGUCGAGGGUGAGCCGGUGAUCAUCCCCGCGGGCGAACCGCUUUGCCGUCUCACGCCGGUGCGACGAGGCUCUUAUUCUGCAGCUGAGAUGAGACCUGAUCAGUUCAAGAUGCUCUAUGAAAAAGGUCAGGCCUGGCUGGAAGAGAAUGGCCGACCCUCCGAAGACCCCGAGGCUCCAGCUGGCGCGCUGGACAUCCGUGGCUGCUAUGCACGGCAGCAGCGGAGAUUUGACUUCCAGGUGACGCCGCGGGGCGCUCCGCACGCUGCGCGCGCUGCGGGCGGUGUGCGCCCCGCCUGACACUGAAGGGUCUGCGGAAAA
Molecule: messenger RNA, 1106 nt
Organism: Durusdinium trenchii
Lineage: Eukaryota; Dinophyceae; Suessiales; Symbiodiniaceae
Source: the annotation of a GenBank genome assembly